AUGAUACGCCCACCAAUACGAGCGACUUGUCGCUUGCGCUACACAUAUCCGCGCUUUUUCGGCACCGGCCGAUUGCUGCUGAAGGAUCCUCGACUUCAGGACUUUGGGCGAGUGUUAGAAGAUGAAUACGCGAAACAUAGUAUCGUUCUCGCACAUGGCCUCCUCGGGUUCGACGAAUUACGACUAGCGGGACCAGUCUUCCCCGGCUUGCAAUAUUGGCGUGGCAUAACAGAUGCACUGGCAAAGAAGGGUAUCGAUGUUAUUGUAGCAGCUGUACCGCCGUCCGGCUCUAUUGAGCGGAGGGCGGAGAGGCUGUGUGAAAGAGUCGCGCAAAGGGCGAAUGGGAAACAAGUCAAUAUUAUUGCACACAGCAUGGGGGGACUUGAUGCUCGAUAUAUGAUCAGUCGCCUAAGACCCACAGAGUUCAAAGUGCUAUCCUUGACAACGGUGGCCACUCCGCAUCACGGCUCUGCUUUUGCGGAUUAUGUGUUUGACAGGAUUGGACCGAGCCGGAUUAAAGUCCUCUACAACGUACUGGGGCAAUUUGGGUUCGAGACUGGCGCAUUUUCACAGCUGACAAGGGAGUAUAUGCAAGGGACCUUCAACCCGAAAACACCUGACGUGGAGGACAUCAAAUAUUACUCCUACGGGGCAUCCCUUGAGCCGUCCUCCCUGUCAAUCUUUGGACCAUCCCACAAAAUCAUCAAGCGCAUCGAAGGGGGUCUGAACGAUGGGCUGGUCAGUGUGCAAUCAAGUCAAUGGGGCGAGUACCAGGGGACUCUGCUUGGAGUGAGCCAUCUCGACCUCAUUAACUGGACAAAUCGUCUGAAAUGGUGGAUCUGGAGCCUUACUGGAGGCAAGAAGAAUUUCAACGCCAUUGCAUUCUACUUGGAUAUUUGCGAUAUGCUGGCAAAGAAGAACCUGUAGCACGUCGGCCGGAUAUGACGACGACGAUAAGGAAGGACGUUUCAGACCUGAUUGUUUUGGGCGCUGAAAGUCUCAAGGCUGACGUACCACGACCGAAUUAUGCGCCGAGUCAUACAAAUACACGUUAACGAGAGAGCUUCAGCUGAAACGGGUGUAAUUCCGAAAGUGAUACGGGCUGUGGUGUAGAAUAGGGGUCGGCGGGAACGGGAUUAUUAUACCGCUGUGGCUGAGUUGUGGCAUGCACGUUGUUGGGCUCAUGGCAGGGUCUCUGCAACCGCGAAGAACAGCGUUGUGCACUUGGCCAACUAGAUGAGAAUUGUAGAUUUAGUCCAAGAAAGUGUGGUCUGCUUCGGAG
This is a messenger RNA of Westerdykella ornata, 1282 nucleotides long. Its product is annotated as alpha/beta-hydrolase. NCBI's taxonomy places the organism in Eukaryota, Fungi, Ascomycota, Dothideomycetes, Pleosporales, Sporormiaceae. The transcript has 7 exons. Bases 1 to 927 code for a protein of 308 amino acids. Gene Ontology annotation, molecular function: triacylglycerol lipase activity. The record is from RefSeq and is a predicted model, not a curated record.